This is a messenger RNA of Orbicella faveolata, 1019 nucleotides long. RefSeq lists its product as uncharacterized. Gene Ontology annotation, biological process: protein import into mitochondrial matrix. Gene Ontology annotation, cellular component: TIM23 mitochondrial import inner membrane translocase complex. Lineage: Eukaryota; Metazoa; Cnidaria; Anthozoa; Scleractinia; Merulinidae. Gene Ontology annotation, molecular function: transmembrane protein transporter activity. The record is from RefSeq and is a predicted model, not a curated record.
GCGUAGUAAUUUUCGGUAUCUUCCCUGUAAAAAAAAAUUUCCUCCUUCAAAUCUUUUUCGAAAAUGGACUACGGAGGUAAAGCAGGUGACUAUUCAGCGCAAGAUCCAAGCACCGGGUAUUCCGGUAAGUUAAGAAAUCAAAUUGUCGUGUUGCCUCGAUGGAAACGAUCGCCGAUGUUAGUGAAUCUUAACUUUCAGGGGGGAGCAGAGUUUGUUUUUCCCACAGACAGUAAAAAGAAGAGAAGCUGGGGUGAACAAAUGUUUUCUGGAAUUGGAACUUCGUAUAUGUGUGGUUUGGCUGUUGGAGGAACCUGGGGUCUCUAUGAAGGUCUACGAAAUCCAGAUGGAAAAACUAUGAAGCUCAGAGUAAACAGUGUGUUGAACGGCUGUACAAGAAGGGGUCCAUCUUUAGGAAACAGUUUAGGAGUUCUAGCCCUGAUGUACUGCAGUCUGGAUACAUUAAUCGGCAAGUUACGAGGAGGAGAAGAGGAUGAAUUUAACUCGGUGGGGGCUGCUACCCUUACAGGCAUGAUAUUCAAAUCAACGGCUGGUCUACGACCCAUCGCUAUUGCGGGAGCCUUGGGUGGCGGACUUGCGACAGCAUAUCAUUUUGGAGAGAAGCUAUUGAAUAGCAGAGGACACUCAAUUUCGACACCUAACUGGGCGUGAACUGUGUCAAACAUGCUCGCUUACAACCUUCAGGACAGCAUGCCGUGUGAAAUUUAAAAGAGGAGAGACCUUUAUGUUUGCUUGUAAAGUUGCAAUUAUUGGUGGGUAUCUCUUCCAAGAAAGUUAAAGGUUGAAGUUUUAUAGAGGACAAGACCUAGAACUUUACCAAGCCAAUGGAGAACUGGAAAUGGUUGCAUAGAUACAACAUGAGUGUUGUUCAUGCACGUAGUGUGCUUUCACACAACCAGGCUGUUAAAGUUGAGCCCUCCGAUGUUGUACAGAAAGACGAUUCCUGGGUUUUAAAAUGUAAUAUUAUGAUAAUAAUAAAGUUUGAAUUACAAUAAUUUCCA